This is a messenger RNA of Rosa chinensis, 3120 nucleotides long. RefSeq lists its product as uncharacterized. Bases 1 to 3120 code for a protein of 1039 amino acids. The transcript has 10 exons. Gene Ontology annotation, molecular function: zinc ion binding; nucleic acid binding. Lineage: Eukaryota; Viridiplantae; Streptophyta; Magnoliopsida; Rosales; Rosaceae. The record is from RefSeq and is a predicted model, not a curated record.
AUGGGUGAAGUUACAAAAUCGGAUAUCGAAGCUCUCACGGCAGCGUUUACCGCUGCCACCAAUACCAUGAACAAUCGGAUGGAGCAGCAGAUUGGAGAAAUUCGUGGGUUGUUGGGAGAGAGAAACAACCACAACAACAACGAUCAGAAUAGAGGCAGGGAAGGAGGCCAGGGAGUUAGGGCUCCACCUAGAGAGGUUGUUGUUCAUACUUCAGAAUCUGAGUCUGAAGAAGAGAUCGUGCAAGAUGAACCUCAAGGACAAGCUGACCAAGAUUACAAAGUUAAGCAUGUUGCAUGGAGAUUGAAGAGUACUGCUGCAGUUUGGUGGGAUAAAUUGCAGAACACUCGAAAGAAGCAGAGGAAGCAGGGUGUUAAAACAUGGCGAAGAAUGAAGCAGUUGAUGAUGGAGAGGUUCUUGCCGGACGAUUAUGAGCAGAUUUUGUAUAGGUUGUAUAUUGAAUGUGUCCAGGGAACCAGGACAGUGGCUGAUUACACCGCUGAGUUCUUACGCUACUCAGAGCGUAAUGAAUUAGGCGAAACUGAGGGGCAGAAGGUGGCUCGAUAUGUCAGUGGGCUGAAGCCUUCCAUUCAGGAGAAAAUCUGGUUGCAAACUGUUCAUACUAUGGCAGAAGCUUCAAACCUAGCAUUGAAGGCAAAAUUGUUAGAGAAGCCUUCACGAGCUUCUUCUUUCCAGAGAUAUAACUACCAAAGGAGCACAGAUUUAGUAAACGCCGCAACUGACAAGGGUAAACCCACACUGCAGAAAACAGAACUGCAGAAGACAGAAGGUGCUUUUAGGGCUUCCAAUCCUCCUUUUAAAGGAGCUGGCAGUUCCAGUGGUGCUCAAAACAGGGCCCCGAACCAGAGGUUUAAUAACCCCUAUGCUAGGCCUACAAUAGAAGUUUGUUAUCGCUGCAACAAGCCUGGUCAUAGAUCUAAUGUAUGCCCUGAGAGGAGAACUGCCCUUAUAGACGAUUAUGAUGAGGAAGAAGAAGAAGUUGGAAGAGAUAGCGAUUAUGAUGGGGCUGAGUUUGCGGAGGAGGAAUCUCCUGAGAAGGUUAAUAUUGUGUUGCAGCGGGUUCUACUAUGUCCUAAAGAAGAGGGGCAGCGGCGCAAUAUUUUCAGGUCACUUUGUUCCAUUAAUAACAAAGUGUGCAAUUUAAUUGUGGAUAAUGGAAGCUGCGAAAAUUUUGUAGCCAAGAAACUGGUGGAGUAUUUGCAGUUACCUACGCAGCCUCAUGAGACACCUUAUUCCCUCGGGUGGGUCAAGAAAGGUCCACAAGUUCGAGUUGUGGAGUCCUGCAAAGUACCGGUAUCCAUUGGCAGGGACAAUGUGAUGUUGUUUAUGUGGAAUAACCAUAAAAUUGCUAUGGCUCCUGUUUGUCAAUUUGAGAAAUCUGGUGUGAAGAAAGGGGAGAGUUUCCUGACCUUGUCUGGCAGUGAACUUGAGAUGGAGAGGGCCUUUAAAGAAUCUGAGGUUUUCUGUCCAGUGGUGAUAAAGGGGUUGUUAUCUGCAGAAAAGGAAGAAGUGGUGAUCCCCAAGGAAGUGCAGGACAUGUUGGGGGAAUUUGAAGAGCUGAUCUCGGACGAGUUGCCCGACGAACUGCCACCUAUGAGAGACAUUCAACAUCAGAUUGAUUUAGUGCCUGGAGCUAGCUUGCCCAAUCUACCACAUUACCGCAUGAACAUGCUUGAUGAGCUAGAGGAUUCCAAAGUGUUUACCAAGAUAGACCUUCGAAGUGGAUAUCACCAUAUUCGAAUCAAGCCAGGAGAUGAAUGGAAGACAGCUUUUAAGAGCAAGGAUGGCUUGAGGUUUGUGAAAAACUUCAGUACCAUUACUGCUCCUAUUACUGAAUGCUUGAAGAAAGGCAAAUUCCAGUGGGGAGAGGAACAAGAGAAGAGCUUUGCCUUGAUCAAAGAGAAGCUUUGUACUGCACCAGUUCUCGCUCUUCCUAAUUUUGAUAAGGUUUUUGAGGUUGAAUGUGAUGCUAGUGUGUUCCGAGCAUUGAGGCAAUGGGAGCACUACCUGAUUCAGAGAGAAUUUGUACUGUUCACGGAUCAUCAAGCUUUGAAGUACCUUAAUAGUCAGAAAACUGUGAAUAAGAUGCAUGCAAGGUGGGAGUUGUAUGAGGAAGAUACUGAUUUUAAGGAGAUCUGGACCAAGUGCAUUAGCAAUAAUGCAGUUGCAGAUUUUUAUGUGAAUGAAGGAUAUUUAUUCAAAGGCAAUCGUCUAUGUAUCCCUAGUUCUUCAUUGCGAGAAAAAUUGAUUAGAGAUCUGCAUGGAGGGGGAUUGAGUGGACACUUGGGCCGAGACAAAACUAUUGCUAGCCUUGAGGAGAGGUAUUUUUGGCCACAGUUGAAAAAGGAUGCAGGAACUAUCAUGAGGAAGUGCUAUACCUGCCAGGAUCUUGCUAUGGAUUUUGUGCUGAGAUUACCCCGUACCCAAAGAGGUGUGGAUUCUGUGUUUGUGGUAGUUGACAGGUUCUCUAAGAUGGCGCACUUUAUAGCUUGUAAGAAAACUGCUGAUGCGUCCAAUAUAGCCAAACUAUUUUUCAGGGAGGUGGUGGAGUUUGCUUAUAACAGUGCGGUGCAUAGUGCAACAGGGAAGUCCCCAUUCUCCUUAGUUUAUACUGCUAUUCCUCGACAUGUGGUGGAUUUGGUAAAGCUUCCUAAAGUUCCUGGUGCUAGUGUUGCUGCUGAAAGUAUGGCCAAGGAUGUGCAGUUUGUUCGCGAAUCAAUUAAGGCCAAGUUGGAACAAACUAAUGCAAAGUAUAAAGCUGCAGCUGACAAGCAUCGACGAGUUAAAGUAUUCCGGGAAGGUGAUGACGUGAUGGUGUUUCUGAGGAAGGAGCGAUUUCCUGUUGGUACCUAUAACAAGUUGAAGCCCAGAAAAUAUGGCCCUUUUAAGGUGGUGAAGAAGAUCAAUGAUAAUGCUUAUGCUGUUGCACUUCCAGAUUCAAUGGGCAUUUCUAACACUUUCAAUGUUGCUGAUCUGCAUGAGUUCCGUGAAGAUGAGGCUCUUUAUCCUGAAGAGAACUCGGGGUCGAGUUCUUCGGAGGUGGAGGAGACUGAUGCAGAACAGAUGACAGUCCAAUUUGAAGAACAAUUGGAUCACCCAUGA